GUUUAUUUGUAAGAGUGUUUCAAGCUUUUCUUACGAUGCACCUACUUUUUCAAAGGCCUAGUGUAGUAAAACAAACUAGAAUUGCAGCUAAAUUUCUCCCCGCAGUAACUCAGACCGCUCCGUCGAUAAUUCGAGGAAAACAUACCAUCAAAGCUCUUGAAAGUGGCACGCCGCGACUCAGGUGAGCUGUGGGUACAGUUUCCCUCAAUAUGUUACUUGAUUUUAUUGAAUUUUAUUCCGUUCAAUUGAAAAACCAUUUCGUAAAAUUUUUAGAAUGGCAGCAUCUCUUAACAAAAGGAAACACAGGGAGAAACAUAACCGUAUCGUGGUAGAGGGAUGGAGACUCGUACGAGAAGCUUUGCUGGCCAAAGCUAAGGUGUUGAAUAUAUUUUACACCGAUCCAGCACUGCUUGAUCACAUCGACACUUUGAGUCUACCAUCAAACUGUCUUGCUCAAAUAAGCGAAGAAACAAUGGAGAGUUUAUCAAAUGCUGUCACACCGCCUGGUAUAGUCGGAAUGUUCAAGCGUCCAAGGCAGGGUGAAGGGGGGGAACUGAAGAACGGAAACACUGUGCAAAAUCCAUUGACAGUGUUAUGUGAUGGACUGAAAGACCCAACAAACUUAGGUAUGGCAUAUAGUUAUUUUACGGCAAAGAAAUGGCUUUUGAGUGGGAAGAGAUGUUGAUUUGAAAUCAAGUGUAAGAUGUCAACUGAAAAUGGGACAUGUGCAUGACAGAUUGGAAAUGUCAUACUCAAGAAAGUAGGGGUCUUUGUAAUUAAGAAACAGAAAAUAGCAGCAGGUAACUGCAGAGGAAAGUAAUCAAAAGAACAAAAUUAGAAGACCUUCCUUUCACCCACUAUUCAUGUUACAGUAACUACCAAAAUAGUAUUAAUGCAACAUAACAUAUUGUGAUUGUGUAGGUACAUUGGUGCGGACGUCAGCAGCAGCAGGUUGCCAGUCCUUCAUUACUUCAACUUGUUGUGUUGAUGUGUGGGACCCAAAGGUGUUGCGAUGUGCUGCUGGAGGUCAUUUUUAUCUUCCCAUUCAUUACAAUGUGGAUUGGGAAGAGAUUGAGACAUUCAUUGCAGAUAAAAGGAUUUUUCUUGCAGACAAUAAUAUUUCUGGUAGGGAAAUUUAAUUCAAUUAAUUUUUAUCAAAUGUUGAGUUUUGUUGCUUUUAUCCUGUGUCUCAUCUGACACAAAAUUUAUCGUCACAAACAUACUUAAGAAUCUACUUAAUAAAUAACUUCUGUUCCAGUUAGGAAUUCUGGCUGGUAGGAUGUAUUUUCUCUGGUCUUUGAUUUAGAAAGUGUUUGUCAAUCUCUUAAACUAUAAUUUAGAAAUAAUUAAGUUUGUGUCCACAAAAAUAUAUUGAACUAGUAAGUCUUUUCUAACAAUAUCCACGUCAUUUCCACACUGUAACCAAUGCAUCAGCAACAAAUUUAGAACAAGUUCAAUUCUUAAUGACCAGAUCGAACUCUUCAAAUUAUGCAUCAUUGCCAGUGGUCUCUUCUUCAAGUGUGACAAACAUAUAAUACAUUAAGAACGGAACAACUAAUCACAAGAUUGGAAAUGACUGAGGAAAUACAAAUAGCAUAGGAAAUAAGAGACACUCGAUGAAAGGGCCAUUUAUCUGAUGAUUUGACAUUCAGAACAUAUCUGUGAUGACUUGUCAACUUGGGCUAACACCUUUUUAUUUGCAUGAUCUGCCCAAAGGUCAAACUCAUAGAGAUAACUGGGCGGACUGGAGCUAGGUAGGGGAUCGCUUUCUGCACAUGCAAAAUGUCAAACCUCAGUCUAUCUUAUAUUUUGGGUUUAAAUGUUGAUCAGGAAUGUUAGAUGACUUUAAGUAGGCCUGUUCAAGCUGAAUCAUUUCCCAAUGUUCCAUUUAUUUUCACUUCCUUUAGAUGACCUAAGCAUUCCAGCAUCAGAACAUUUCCAAGUGGACUGGACUCAAGGACCCAGUGUUCUGGUUAUUGGUGGUGAGACUACAGGUCUGGGGGAAAUUAUCAAAGACUUAGCUUGUCAAUAUCAUGGACAACUUGUUCGUGUUCCCAUGGCAAACACAAUUGACUGUUUAAGUGCAGCAAUGGCUGGCACAGUUAUUAUUUAUGAGGCUUACAGACAAUUACUUAUCUCUGAACAAGAUAGAUAA
Pocillopora meandrina is the source of this 2155-nucleotide messenger RNA. The record is from the annotation of a GenBank genome assembly. Lineage: Eukaryota; Metazoa; Cnidaria; Anthozoa; Scleractinia; Pocilloporidae.